CGCCGAGGUGCGCACUGUCAGCAGUCCUAUCCACGAUGGAAUUGCAAGAUGUGUUUGCUUAGGGGACAGGGUGGAGAGUGUUAAUGACGGCAGAACGGGGACCGGCGUAGCGGGGGGCGUAGGAUGCGGAGUGGGAUUAACAACGAUGACUCGGGGAAACAAGGUGCCGGAAGGUGGAUUAGGCGGAGGUAGGCGCAUGGUAGGUAUCGGAGCUACGACGAUGCAAGCAUCGGCGCUGGCCUUUGAAACCGAGUACGCAUCAAAGGAGGUAGGGAUCGGCUUGAUAUCAUCGAAGGGAUGCUUGGCAAACGAUGAAGAGACAACGAGCUUGUCGGGGAUCAUAUCAGCAAUGAUCUUACCCACGGACGAGCCCGGCUUUGUGCGGAUGUGCAUUGGGUGCACGCUAGAAAACGAUGACACAGAGUGCUUGUCAGUAGCAGACGACGCUUCUGUGCGUCCGUUGGGAAAGGACAGCGAGGCUUUAUGAUGGCUGAGCGGAACCGCGAGAUCUGAGCUGCGUGACGUCGUGCGGCUCCCUUCCGUCUUGAGAGAUGGGAAAUAGCGGAGGCUUCUCGUUGAAAUGGGCGAGUAUGUCUGGAGUGGAAGCUUGAGAGGCGUGGUAACGAGCAACCUCGCGAUACCAUAGUCGCCAGGAUAUAUUUUCGAGACGGCGACCGUCCUGAAGAGACUCCUUGCAUUUUGUGAACAGCGUCCACAGACCAGAGAGAGCGUCU
Messenger RNA from Heterobasidion irregulare TC 32-1, 734 nucleotides. RefSeq lists its product as uncharacterized. Lineage: Eukaryota; Fungi; Basidiomycota; Agaricomycetes; Russulales; Bondarzewiaceae. The transcript has 4 exons. The record is from RefSeq and is a predicted model, not a curated record. The coding region runs from base 146 to 487 and encodes 113 amino acids.